Angiostrongylus costaricensis is the source of this 1167-nucleotide messenger RNA. NCBI's taxonomy places the organism in Eukaryota, Metazoa, Nematoda, Chromadorea, Rhabditida, Metastrongylidae. The record is from the annotation of a GenBank genome assembly.
AUGUCAAGUGGGAAACGUCGAAAUCCGCUUGGAUUGAGCCUACCUCCCACUGUAAACGAAAAUGAGAAGGAAGAUGGCACAAAAGAGGAAGUCAGUGUGCAAGUGAGCCUUGAUGAGCAGUUAAAGCGUUUGGGGUUGACGGAACCCCAAAAACAACGUAUGUGUGAAUGGAUACAAGUCAAGGAAGCUGAACAAGAACUAUCGGAGGAUGUGCUUGAAAACGAAGGUGAACUAGGUCACGGCAAUGGAGGUGUUGUGCAUAAGGUCGUGCAUAAGAAAAAUGGUGUCACAAUGGCCAGGAAGUUGGUGCAUUUGGAGGUGAAACCUUCCGUACGACAGCAGAUUGUGAAAGAGCUGGCUGUUUUGCACAAGUGCAACAGCCCUUACAUAGUUGGAUUUUAUGGUGCAUUCAUUGAUAACAAUAACAGUGACAUUUCAAUAUGUAUGGAAUAUAUGGAUGGGCUUUCACUGGAUAUUGUGAUGAAAAAGGUUGGCCGGAUUCCAGAGAAGUUUGUCGGUAAAAUAUCAGUAGCUGUUGUUCGAGGUUUAGCUUAUCUCAAAGAUGAGAUCAAAAUACUGCAUAGAGACGUAAAGCCAUCAAAUAUGCUGGUGAAUAGCAAUGGCGAAAUUAAGCUUUGUGACUUUGGAGUUUCUGGUAUGUUGAUCGACAGUAUGGCAAAUUCGUUUGUCGGAACUAGGUCGUAUAUGGCGCCAGAGAGGCUGACUGGAUCACAUUAUUCAAUACAGUCGGAUAUUUGGUCAUUUGGGUUGUCACUUGUUGAACUGCUAAUCGGUCGAUAUCCGGUACCGUCUCCAUCUAAGCACGAAUAUUCUGUCAUGUUUGGCAUACCGGAAUCACAACUGCAGUUAGCAGAUGGGCGAACUGAUGUUCCACCCUACCAGGCGUCGAACAAUCCUGCGGCUAUGGCAAUUUUUGAAAUGUUGGAUUAUAUAGUCAAUGAACCACCUCCAACAUUACCAAAAGGAGUUUUCAGUGAUGAAGCGAUCAAUUUUGUCUCCAAGUGUUUAAAGAAACUUCCCGGUGAACGGGCAAAUCUAAAGGCACUUUCUUCUGAUCCGUUCUUCAUGCGGUACGCUGAUGUCGACGACAAUGGAGAAUUCGCGAAUUUUGUCACUGAAACAAUAUCGAUCCAGCCUAAACAGUGA